Microplitis demolitor is the source of this 1830-nucleotide messenger RNA. RefSeq lists its product as uncharacterized. The coding region runs from base 83 to 1816 and encodes 577 amino acids. Lineage: Eukaryota; Metazoa; Arthropoda; Insecta; Hymenoptera; Braconidae. The transcript has 8 exons. The record is from RefSeq and is a predicted model, not a curated record.
AUAUAUUUACAUUUUUAAUAAUAUAAUUAACGACUUCCUGAAAUUGAUAAUAAUUAUUGUUCAUUUAAAAAAAAACUCAGUCAUGGAUGGUAAUAUUUCUGAUGAAUGUUUAAAUAAUCCACAAUUUCUUCAACUAUUAUCAGCUACAUUGACUUUAGAAAUUUCAAACAAAGAAAAAGAAAUCCAAGAAACAAACCGACUACUUGAAAAUUUGAAAAUAUCUAUUGCAAGUGAUGUUAAAGAUCGGAAAAGGUUGAAGCAACUGAUCGAGAUUGAACAGCAGAAAAAAAAUGUUUUUAAAGCAACAUUGAAUGUCUUGCAAAGUGUUGAGAAUGAAAAAAUGCUUGAGUUGAGUCUUGUUAGAGAAAAACAAGAUGAAAAUCAAUUGAGAGAACAAAUUGAACAAGAAAGAUUAUUAAAAAUCCUAGAAACGUACAAGGAAACAUGGACAAAAUAUGAAGCUGAAUACGAGCAAUUUCCAUUAGCUAUCGAAAGAAAGAAACAUAAAAUUGAGGUAGAAAAAAUGAAAAUAAAAUGUAUGGUUCAAGAGUAUAAAAAAACAGAGUAUCAUAAAAUGUUGAAACAAAGAAAUGAAAUUGAUAAUCGAAAAAUGCAAUCAGUAGUUAUUAAAUUAUCUGAAAUAUUAUUAAAAAGAUGGGAUAAUCAAAAACAAAUCGAUGAAUUAACUCUUGAGUACAAAAAUUUGAAAAUAAAAUGGGAUAAAAUAUCUAAGCAACAUGAAAAAAUGAGGAUUGAGUUAGAAGCAGAAGCAAAAAACAAAGCAUUAGCAAGAUUACAAAUGCCGCCACCAAGAAUAGACUUUUCUUUUAUGCGAGCAGUAUACACUGAAUCUACAUCAAAAAAUCAGUUCGAUUAUUCACAAAGACUUCAUAAACGAUCUGAUUCAGAUUCAAUCUCAGUAAAUACUAUUAUGCUUGAAGAAAUAUGUCGGGAUGAACAAAAUGAUCCAUCAUUUACAACGGAAGACGACCGUGAAGAACAGAACGAGCCAAUAUCAUCAGUAACUUGUAAAGAUGAUUUAAAUGUUGAUACUUCUGAAAAACGUAUCGAUGAUGAGACAACUGAUUCUAAUACAGAGAUACUUGAAAAUGCAUGUAGACAACUAAGCAUCAAAGAGCAGACAUGUGAGAUUUCAAAUAAUGAAACUCAGAAUAAAAUUUCUUUUCAAAUUGAUGAAGGAAUAGAUUGUGAUCUACGGGAAACUCAAAAAACUUUUCCGAAUAAAAAAAGUAAUUACUUGAAAAAGAAAGCGGUUCCUAUUGAUGAGGUUUUAUGCCAUGAAAAUUUUGAAAAAAUUGAAAAGAAAAAACCCAAGUUAGAUCAUUCAUUUGAUAAUUAUUCACAAUCCUCGCAGAAGUCUAAAAAAGAAACAUUUUUGCCAACAAAACCUUCAGCCAAUAAUAACAUUCAAUUGCCUUCUAAUUCUGGGCCGCAAAUUAGAAGUAUUGAAAAAAUUUCACAGCCGUUAGCCAUCAAUCUUAAACCACCGAUGGCUGAAGUUCCUCCAACACCUUCAGCUUUAUAUUCACCGCAUUAUGGAUCUCAUUAUGGAAGUAGUACCAAUUUGUCUACGAUGAUUGACACAAAUCUAGACGAUUCAGAUAUGAAUUGGCUAAAGAUGGUGCCUUCAAGAUCUGGCUCUGAUAUAUCUUAUGCUUCAAGUUCAUUUGUCGCUAAAACUAUUCCUGUUGAUAACAAUGUUCAGAAACCAGCAAACAAUCCACCAACUGUGAACGUGACUGAUUUUUUGAACUUUUUUUCAACAAGUAAUCAAACAAAUAAACGAAUCUUUUAAAACACAGAUGAAAA